AACAGCCGUCAGGAGAUCGUCGUCGUACUGCAUCAUUAUGAGAAUGCCACUGCGACGUGUCUUGUUCUCACUGGGAUUACUCGUCCUGUUGGUCGGCAUAUCUGCUGCCGCUCCCGUUCCACAAGAGGAGCAAGAGCUGGAGGAAAGUGAGGAAACUCGUGCUGUCCGCUCCGUCGAGCUGCAAGAGCCGCCACUCACCAGCGCGUUGGGACCGUCCCCACUGGAGAACGCGGCAGAGGUAGCUGCUGAAGAUUCCGGCGUUGCCAGCCGUCAGAAGAGAACCUUGAAGAAGGGCAAGGGUGGCGGAGGCUACGGUCGCCGCGGCGGCGGCUAUGGUAAAGGCUGUGGACACUGUGGGCGCAAGAAAUGAGUUUGAUGCUACGUGCGCCAGCGCCUAAGCCAGGCGCCUAUUCAUAAGAAUCACACUAUCUGAGGCUUCACUUCGCAUCUUUCUUCCACGGACUUCAUAUGUAAUCAACAUACCACUGUUUGCUUUUGAAAUAAAAUAUAAU
This is a messenger RNA of Schistocerca cancellata (South American locust), 512 nucleotides long. RefSeq lists its product as uncharacterized. Bases 38 to 370 code for a protein of 110 amino acids. The transcript has 4 exons. NCBI's taxonomy places the organism in Eukaryota, Metazoa, Arthropoda, Insecta, Orthoptera, Acrididae. The record is from RefSeq and is a predicted model, not a curated record.